AUGGUUUACAUCACAUCAUGGGACGAUUUUGUAGAAAAAUCCGUACAAUUAUUUCGCGCCGAUCCCGAGAAAACUCGUUAUGGGAUGAAAUACAGGCACUGCGAUGGUAAAUUGGUUCUCAAAGUUACUGACGAUAAAGAGUGUAUCAAGUUUAAGACUGACCAAGCUCAGGAUGCUAAAAAGAUGGAAAAACUGAAUAACAUAUUCUUCACUCUGAUGGCUCGCGGACCUGAAGUGGAUAUAUCAGAAAUUCUCAAUUUCCCACACUUGGUCAUAGUUUUACGAUUUGGCAUUAGCAUUAUGGCCACUGAAGAACCAGUUCUCCCCAUGGAGGUUGUGGCUGAACCUGUCGCUGACGAACCUACCGGCGAAGAAAACCAUCCGGCUGAAACAACCAAGUCUAGGAAAACCACCACCAAAAAGGAACCCAAGCCAAAAAAUGCUGCUGCUGUCCUGCGAAAACGCAACCCUCCGUAUCUUGAGAUGAUUGAAGAUGCGAUCGUGACGUUGAAAGAUAGGACUGGAUCUAGCCAGUACGCAAUUACAAAGUUCAUUGAGGAGAAGCAGAAGAAUCUGGCAGCGAAUUUCAAGAGGCUUUUGCUGGUUCAAUUGAAGAAGCUCGUGGCUUCUGGAAGGCUGGUCAAACAUAAGGCUUCCUACAAGCUUCCCCCAGCUCGUUCAUCGGCUCCGAAGCCAGCAUCUACUGCACCGGUUAAGAAAAAGACUGUUCCAGUUGCCAAGCCGAAAGCCGCUGCUGUGAAAACCACCACUGGCAAGAAGGCUAUCCCUUCAAAAGCCAAGCCAAAGCCGAAGGCGGUUGCUGCCAAGCCCAAGCCAAGUGCUAAGGCUAAGCCAGCUGCAAAACCUAAAGCUGUUGCGGCGCCUAAGGCAAAGGCAGCUGCCAAGAGAAAGGCAGUAGCAAAGCCAAAGACGGAAAAGAAGCCACCAGCUAAGGUAGCCAGGACCUCGACUAGAAGUACUCCUGGAAAGAAGGCAGCGGCUCCAGCAGCAGCUAAGAGGGCCUCGGCUAGGAGCGUGAAGCCGAAGGGCGUCAAGUCUCCCGCAAAGAAAGUAGCUAAGAAGGGAAAGAAGUGA
This is a messenger RNA of Fraxinus pennsylvanica, 1095 nucleotides long. The record is from the annotation of a GenBank genome assembly. Lineage: Eukaryota; Viridiplantae; Streptophyta; Magnoliopsida; Lamiales; Oleaceae.